Molecule: messenger RNA, 5550 nt
Organism: Nerophis lumbriciformis (worm pipefish)
Lineage: Eukaryota; Metazoa; Chordata; Actinopteri; Syngnathiformes; Syngnathidae
Gene: vgll4a
Product: vestigial-like family member 4a
Biological process (GO): negative regulation of DNA-templated transcription
Molecular function (GO): transcription coactivator binding
Source: RefSeq, a predicted model, not a curated record
UGUAGUUUUGAGGAGAUUGCAGUGCAGUGUUUCGUCCAGCAGGGCACUUUAGAGUCUUUGUCCACACUGACAAAUAAACACACCGUUGGGUUAAAAUAGCGUGUUCUUGUAAAGCGCCCACUUGUGUAAAAGUUCCACUAAGGGUUCGAGCUACUUUUGCCGGACGCCGUGGACGCGCCGCAGCUUACAUGACAUACGUUUAUCUUCGCCGCUGUUGCCUGCUAGCGUCCAUGUUAGCAGCUAGCACGUUGGCGUAAAUGCUGUUGCCUGCAAUGGACCUGUUGGACCCUCAGUACCUGGACAAGGUGAACAAUAAGGUAACUGCAAUGGACCUGUUGGACCCUCAGUACCUGGACAAGGUGACCAAUAAGGUGCCUACAAUGGACCUGUUGGACCCUCAGUACCUGGACAAGGUGAACAAUAAAGUGCCUACAAUGGACCUGUUGGACCCUCAGUACCUGGACCAGGUACCUACAAUGGGCCUGUUGAACCCUCAGUACCUGGACAAGGUGAACAAUAACAUCGGGAGACUUCACUAUGGAGAGUCCAGCUCCAUGUCCAACAUGAGCGCACCGCCCCCUCUGUGUCCAAGCAAACGGAAGUACGGCGAUGAACAAAAGGACCAAAUCAAUUGUGAUGACGACCACAUGAACAAAAUGAGCAGAUUGUUUGCAACUCAUCUGUCCCGCCCUUCUGCUGGAGACAAGCGCAAUGAGCACUGGAACACAAGCCACAGUCCUGUGGAGCACAUUGGUGCUUCCGCCAACGGUCUCCAUGGCAACCGUCUGUAUGCUUCCAUUUCUGGCUAUGCUGUGGACCAGCCUCUGGCCCUGACCAAAAACAGCAUUGACAGCACGGUUGGAGGCGGAGAGAGGUCUGUUGUUGAACGGCAGCAGAAUCGCCCGUCUGUCAUCACUUGUGCUCCUGCAAGCAACCGCAAUUGUAACCUGUCUCACUGCCACAUGAACGGCUGCUCUCCGAGCCCACCCGACGAUGGAAGGAAGAACAAUGUUUGCGAUCCUGUGAUCGAGGAGCACUUCCGUCGCAGCCUUGGCAAAAACUACAAAGAAGCCGAGGUGGCGGCCGACUCGAUGUCCAACUCGGUGUCCAUCACAGGCUCAGUGGACGAUCACUUUGCUAAGGCGCUGGGAGACACCUGGCUCCAAUUAAAGGCCAAAGGUCAUCAGGCCCCAGAAGAGGAUCCAUAAGGUGAACAAAUGUUCCAAUCACUUUUAUGUCCACUGGUGUUGGUUGCCAUGAACAAUCGGAGACAUGUGGCCUUCUGGACUUUGAUUGCCUUCUGACAAGAAUGGUCCACAGUUUUAGCUGAACAAUCAUAAAUACAUACAUGUAUUUUUGUACUGUUAAUGACGACAACACCACAACAAUGUUUUAUUAGAGAGCUGUUUGUUUCAGGGCUGACUUUCAGACUCCAAUCGGAUUCUUAGAUUGAACUCAAAUCUAUGGCGUUUGUUUUUUUUUAAGAGCAGUUAUUGGCCAUCCCCACAAAGAUGACAUCUUUGCGCUUUUUCCUCCUCAGAGAAAAAAGGCUGAAAUAUUGAAUAGUUUAGUUGGAAGCCCAAGCUGGUGUUUGAACAUCCUCCCAUCAUCACACUCGCUGUACGAAGGAUGAAGUGAUUCAAUAUUCAACCAACAAUUCUACUUUGUUUUCUCGCAUAGACACAGAAAGUCCUUCACUUUUUCCAUCAGCUUGCAAGUCUCACAUUUCUGUUUUGGCUGAAUGCAUGCCAUCUUUAUUGCUCAUUCUUCAGUCAUAUCUUCCCUGCCGAUUAUACUCACUUCUAUCAGUUUAAUGGCUGUGAGGAAAUAUUAAAUUUUCACAAAAUGCAAUCAAGACGUUCUAGAAGAACUGGAUUCACUCCUGUUAACUGAAACGUUAGCGUUAACUGAAACGUUGGCAAUAACUCCAAAGUUGGAGAAGCCGGCAAUAACUCAAACGUUAGCCUGUAGCUCCAAUGUUGGCUAUAACUCAAACGUUAGUGGUUACUCAAACAUUAGCAGUAACUCCAACUUUGGCGAAGUUAGCGAUAACUCCAAGAUUGCUGAUCACUCGAAAGUUGCCAGCGUUGGCGAUAACUCCAACGUUACCGGUAACACAAAAAUUGGUGAAGUUGGCGAUAACACCAACAUUAGCGGUAACUCCGUUAGCAGAAACUCCAAUGUUAGCGAUAACUCCAUUAGCGGUAACUCCAAUGUUGGCGAUCACUGCGAAGGUGGCGAUAACUCAAUACGUUAGCGUUAACACCAAUGUUGGCGAUAAUUCCGACGAUGGGGAAGCUGGCAAUAACUCCAAUGUUAGCGGUAACACCAACAUUGGUGAAGUUGCCGAUAACUCCAAUGUAGUGUUAAAUAACUCCAAUGUAGUGUUAAAUCAACAUUAGCGGUAACUCCAAUGUAGCGGUAAAUCAACAUUAGCGGUAACUCCAAUGUAGCGGUAAAUAAACAUUAGCGGUAACUCCAACAUUACCAGUAACGCCAACGUUGGUGAAGUUGGUGAUAACGCCAAUGUAGCGGUAAAUCAACAUUAGCGGUAACUCCAAUGUAGCGGUAAAUCAAUAUUAGCGGUAACUCCAAUAUAGCGGUAAAUCAACAUUAGCGGUAACUCCAAUAUAGCGAUAAAUCAACAUUAGCGGUAACUCCAAUGUAACGGUAAAUCAACAUUAGCGGUAACUCCAAUGUAGCGGUAAAUCAACAUUAGCGGUAACUCCAACGUUAGCGGUAACUCCAAAGUUAGCGGUAACACCAACGUUGACGUUGGUGAUAACUCCAAUGUAGCGGUAAAUCAACAUUAGCAGUAACUCCAAUGUAGCGGUAACUCCAACGUUAGCGAUAACUCCAACGUUAGCGGUAACUACAACGUUAGCGGUAACAUCAUCGUUGAAGUUGGUGAUAACUCCAAUGCAGCGGUAAAUCAACAUUAGCAGUAACUCCAAUGUAGCGGUAAUUCAAAAUUAGCGGUAACUCCAAUGUAGCGGUGAAUCAACAUUAGCGGUAACUCCAAUGUAACGGUAAAUCAACAUUAGCGGUAACUCCAAUGUAGCGGUAAAUCAACAUUAGCGGUAACUCCAACGUUAGCGGUAACUCCAAAGUUAGCGGUAACACCAACGUUGACGUUGGUGAUAACUCCAAUGUAGCGGUAAAUCAACAUUAGCAGUAACUCCAAUGUAGCGGUAACUCCAACGUUAGCGAUAACUCCAAAGUUAGCGGUAACUACAACGUUAGCGGUAACAUCAUCGUUGAAGUUGGUGAUAACUCCAAUGCAGCGGUAAAUCAACAUUAGCAGUAACUCCAAUGUAGCGGUAAAUCAAAAUUAGCGGUAACUCCAAUGUAGCGGUGAAUCAACAUUAGCGGUAACUCCAAUGUAGCGGUGAAUCAACAUUAGCGGUAACUCCAAUAUAGCGGUAAAUCAACAUUAGCGGUAACUCCAUCGUUGGUGAAGUUGGUGAUAACUCUUAUGUAGCGGUAAAUCAACAUUAGCGGUAACUCCAAUGUAGCGGUAAAUCAAUAUUAGCGGUAACUCCAAUGUAGCAGUAAAUCAUCAUUAGCGAUAACGCCAAUGUAGCGGUAAAUCAACAUUAGCGGUAACACCAAUGUUAGCGGUAACUCCAACAUUGGUGAAGUUGGUGAUAACUCCAAUGUAGCGGUAAAUCAACAUUCGCGGUAACUCCAAUGUAGCGGUAAAUCAAUAUUAGCGGUAACUCCAAUGUAGCGGUAAAUCAAUAUUAGCGGUAACUCCAACGUUUGCGGUAACUCAACGUUGGCAGUAACACCAACGUUAGCGGUAACGCCAACAUUGGUGAAGUUGGUGAUAACUCCAAUGUAGCGGUAAAUCAACAUUCGCGGUAACUCCAAUAUAGCGAUAAAUCAACAUUAGCGGUAACUCCAAUAUAGCGGUAAAUCAACAUUAUCGGUAACUCCAACGUUUGCGGUAACUCAACGUUAGCAGUAACACCAACGUUGAAGUUGGUGAUAACUCCAAUGUAGCGGUAAAUCAACAUUAGCGGUAACUCCAAUGUUAUAACUCUAUGUUGCCGAAAUAUAAAGGAUAGCCUUGAAGUGGAAAGCAUGUUUCAAAUAGCUGGAUUCUAUCAAACUUUGCUCUUAAUGAAAUAUUUACUCAGAAUGUAUUUGUAUGUAACAAAAUACUCACUGCUGGUACAGUUGUACUCCAUAUAUAUUUUUUCUAUCUGGUUGCCAUUUUGGCGCGGAGUUCUUCAAAGCACAGCCUCUGGAAAGGUUGUCCAAGGCAGGUUGCAAGGCAACAUUGCGAUAAAUGCUAUUUCUUCACCCGCGACUGAACGACUUUCUGUUCGCUUUGAAUAUUCCCAGCACGCUGGAUUCUUUUCAUCUCGUCUUUGACGCGUCUACAAAAGGCAGUCCGGUGUUUAUUUGCAAGUGUGGUGUGACACAACUAGGAGAUGUGGUCCACCUAGUUUUUUUGUAUACCUUCAGAAUAGUCUGUGAUAACCUUAGUUUCUAAACUCUGAUUGCUAGAAUUCCACCUAGCAACCGCCUUUACUUUCCUAUUGGUUCAGCUGUUACACGCUUUCCUGUCUUCAUAUUUGAUUGUACUCCUACGUGACCAUCAUUGCGCCGAGCGGAAUGAUCAUAUUAUGUAUUUGUUUGUAUUUCGAGUAGCGUACUCACAUGUAGCGUGGACGUUUCUUAUCUAGCCAUGCAUUUACACCUGGAUGACGUGAUGAGCGUGCAGGAACACAUCUGGACCUCAGCCGAGUGUCAAAGGUCUGCGUUUAUUGACUUGUUUGACACAAGCUCGCAUGUGUGAUGAUAUUAUUUAAUUGCUCAGAGAUGUGUCACCCUCAUGAUGAUACGUUUGUACACUUGGCUCCGUAUUUCUCUGGAAGAAAAAAUGCCACUGUUUUAUAAAGAAUGUCUUCCAAAUAAACAGAAAACCUCACUUGUGGAUUACUUCCUUGAAACAACGAACCGUCUUCAAGCUGACCUUUCUAUCGUUACGGUAAGAGCCUCUGAUGAAGAGCCUGCUCCUGCUUGUGUAACAGCACUUCAUGCAGCAAAUGAUUUGACGUUACCUACCUCAAGACAGAAAAGCACUCAGACAUGCUCUUCUAAACUGAUUUCAUGUUUCGACACUGCACCAAUCUUUUGACGGACACGUUGGAGCUUAAAGCAAAGAGGUAACCAUAGAACUUAAUGGGACAUGUAGAAUGUUUCAUUGACUAAACAUGCUAAAUUAACAAGCUUCCAUAACUAUUACUGUCUUUUUAAAGGGGAACAUUAUCACCAGACCUAUGUAAGCGUCAAUAUAUACCUUGAUGUUGCAGAAAAAAGACCAUAUAUUUUUUUAACCGAUUUCCAAACUCUAAAUGGGUGAAUUUUGGCGAAUUAAACGCCUUUCUAAUAUUCGCUCUCGGAGAGAUGACGUGAAGCAAUCCGCCAUUUUCUCAAACACCGAGUCAAAUCAGCUCUGUUAUUUUCCGUUUUUUCGACUGUUUUCCGUACCUUGGAGACAUCAUGCCUCGUCGGUGUGUUGUCGGAGGGUGUAACAAC